Molecule: messenger RNA, 3183 nt
Organism: Anopheles stephensi (Asian malaria mosquito)
Lineage: Eukaryota; Metazoa; Arthropoda; Insecta; Diptera; Culicidae
Exons: 5
Coding region: 100-3183 (1027 amino acids)
Biological process (GO): regulation of transcription by RNA polymerase II
Cellular component (GO): nucleus
Molecular function (GO): zinc ion binding; RNA polymerase II cis-regulatory region sequence-specific DNA binding; DNA-binding transcription factor activity, RNA polymerase II-specific
Source: RefSeq, a predicted model, not a curated record
CUUCGUGCUUGCAUCGAUUUGUUUACAUUCGAUUGGUAAGACCGAAUUUUGGGCAGUUUCAAUUCUGCUUUUUCAGUGGAUUUUAUACUGGCUGCCACGAUGAUACAGCAAACCUGUAUAUCGUGUAGUGUGAAAAAUAAUGGCAUGAUAGCUAUUCAUCAACAUCCGAAUGGAUUGGAUGAUAUGUUCCGUACGGUUACGGACGUGGAGGUACAACCGGACGAUCAUCUUUGCGUGCCGUGUUACGAUGAUAUGAAGAUAGCCUACCGCUUCAAGCAGAGAUGUAGACAGAAUGUUGCACUGCGCUCAACUAGUCAGACACCGAGACCGCCACCUGUGGCUCCGUCCGAGCAGAACGUGAACAGUAGUACCGAUGUUUCUACUACGGUUAGAGAACCAAUAAGCGUUAAGGGCGAAAUUUCCAAGGAGGACCCUAGUAACGAGACAACAAACCCAACCAUCGUUCAGCAAGAAGUAGAACUGCUUUUAGAUACUGAAGCCCACCAGGAUGAUGCUGAGAUUAGCUUCGAAAUCGUUGAACACGAACCGGAAGACGCCACCAAUGUACUGGAGGAGGAAAAGAAAUGUGUUUCGGAUUCAAAAACUUCGGAUGCACCAAAUGAUAAUGAAACGCAAGAGUGCAAUAAUUCCACAAUCCAUGUCUCCGAUGAGCAACCAACAACUUCCACCGCGCUCGACGAAUCCAAAACCAAAGUUUUCCUACCACAACUCCCAAAGGUACACAGUCUGAUGUGCGAGUAUUGCUUUAAAGAGUUUGAGCUUCUGACGGAUAAAAUCGAACACACCGAGACGCAUCAAUCGGAACCGAAACCGUUCAAAUGUGCACACGACGGGUGUGGUGGCGCGUUUAAGGAUCGGGUAGGUUUGCGUGCCCACGUACGGAUACAUGCAACGGUAAAACGGUUCGGAUGUCGGUACUGUUCGAUGCGGUUCCAUACGCAAGGCAAUAGGAUUGCACACGAACGGACGCACAACGGGGAGAAGCCAUACAUUUGUCCCAAGUGCGGUAAAGGCUUUGCGGAGAGUGGCAAUCUCAAGAACCAUAUCCGGUUCCACGAUGGAGAAAGGCCGUAUGCUUGCGGGGUGUGUGGUAAAUCGUACCGGACGCACUAUUCGCGCUCGGUACACAUGCGGUCACACACCAACGAGCGACCGUUUGUGUGUGAUGAUUGUGGGAAAGGAUUCUAUUCGUCCGGUAAGCUAACGAUCCAUCGGCGGACGCAUACGGGCGAGCGGCCGUUUGAAUGUGAAUCCUGUUCGGCAAAGUUUGCCGAUACCUGUGGACUGAGAAGGCACAUGGCAAAACGGCACUUUCCACUCGUCAUCGGCAAUGAAACGCUUAUCGUCACCAUGCAAGACCAGCGGAAUGUUAUUGAUCGGAGGAAUUGGUACUUGUCGCGCCCUCCAAAUGCUACGUCGGCUGCUGCUGCCCUUCCACCGGAAAUGGAGAAAGAAUUAAUCCACCUGUACCCGUUGAUAGCACAAAUAUUGCAUAACAUAAACGAGAAAAGUGCACCAUCGAUGCAAAUGCCUGCCACAACGUAUCGACCGCCUAAUCAUGUGGUGGGACAGGAGAAACCGUUUUGCUUCCACUAUGAGAAACAAACCGACACAGAAGAUUUACCAUACUUUCAGAACUACGAUCGGCAAAGGCAUGGUGAAAAGGUGAUCAAACAUGUGCACUACUAUGUGGAAAGCGCCGUGAAAAGCAAGGCCACCAACACGAACUCGGAUACGGCCAACGUACGGCGGAUAGAAGCUGAGGAGAUUACGGAUAUUGAAGAUAUAAUAGAACAUUCUAUCAGUAUGGACGCACUGAAUUCCACCAUGAAUCGUAGCCGCUGUGUUGCGUGUCAUAUAGAGGAGCCCGGCAUGAUAGCGAUCUACCAACAUCCUCGCGGUGUCGAUCGUCUGUGGACCUACGUGACCGGAAUUAUCGUAAAAGCCAAAGACCAACUUUGUAUACCGUGCUACGAUGAGCUGCGGAUAGCGCACCGAUUUAAGGAAAAGUGUAUCCACAACAACAUUAACCGUUUGGGACUGGGACUUCCGCGCAGAUCCACAGCACACCCGCAGCAGGACACACCGACCAGCGAUGAAUCGAUUACCGCUCCGCUAAUGACUCCCGAACCGCUGAUGGCGGCACGGCUCGAGGAAACUAGCCACGGGACGGCGGAAAAUUGCCGACCGAUACAACCCAGAACGGAACAUCCACCCAUUAGGCAUGAUUUUGUGAUCAAAACUGAGACCCCUCCGGAAGAGGACGAAGCUCCGAACCGAACCGCAACUCCCGACGCGCAGCAGCUUGAUUGCGUUUCUUUGCUGAACGAUAGUGCAGCAGGCCAAACGAUUCAAGCCGGCAACCACGAAACAUCGGUGGCAGCGGUAGAUGUGGUUAAAAUGGAGCUAGAACUAUCGCUGGACGACAUUGGGCUGGCAGAAUCCCUCUCGGCAGAUAGCGCCAACGAAGAGUCCGAUGAGGAGGAGGAGGAGGAGGAGGAUGGUCACGAUAGCAAAACGGAUGAGGUAGCGGAUCCGCCCGCUGCUGGUCCCGGGUCGGCGGUGGUACCGCAAUGUUCCCAGUGCGGCCAAACGUUCCACAGCCGGACGGCACUGAAGCAGCACCAGCAGCGAGAACACAAGAAAAUACGGCGCGACAAUACGAACGCCGUCAAGUAUCGGCGCGUGCUGUCGGGCAAGAUUAACGCACUGAUGUGCCGGUACUGCUAUCGGGAGUUUAACGAACCGGAAGCGAAGGCGGCACACGAAACGACACACCUUAGCGAUCCGAAACCAUUCCAGUGUUCCUACGGCGACUGUAACCGACUGUUCCAGCACCGGUCCGCCUUAAACCGGCACUUUUACACGCACGUUACGCCGAAGCGGUUCAAGUGCAGCGUGUGCCCGAAGCGGUUCCACCAGCAAAGCUCUAUGGUGGUGCACGAACGGUUGCACCGGGGCGACAAACCACACAUCUGUCCGCAGUGCGGCAAGGGCUUUACGCACGUGUCGAACGUGAAGCGACACAUCCGGUUUCACAAUGGCGAAAAACCGUACCAGUGUGGCAAGUGUCCGGCCCGGUUCACUACCAGCACGGAUCUGCGCCGGCACAUGAACAGCCGACGAUGCAUGAUGAUGUGGUCGAUGAAGGCGGCCAAGUAG